CAACAAUCAUAUAUAAAAAAGUAUUAUAUUCAGAUGAUUAGUAUCAAUUUUAAAUUCUACUUGUAACCUUUAAAAAUAUAUAUUCCCCAUGAUGAAAUUCCAAAUAAUUUAUUUAACUAUCAUUUCUAAUAUAUAUUUUGUUAAAAGUGAUGAAAUUUUAACAAAUGAAUUUACUUUAUUGCAAAAUAAAUUAUUUGCCGAUGUAUUAGAUACAAAAGAGAGACUCGAACAUUUAAAAGAAUCUGUGGAUAUUUUAAAUAAAAGACAUUUGCAACAGAUCAAUGGCUUGAAAGAUGUAGUUGCCACAUGUCAUAAAACUGACACUGGCAUUGAACCCUUGCUAAAUAGUGAAGAUAUGUGCGAAGAAAUAAUAUUUUACUCUAAUGAAACUCUAAGCAAAUAUGCCCAGUUUAAUGAUAAACUUCUAAUAAAAUUAGCAGACAGUCAUAGAAAUCAGAGUCAACAUUUAGAUGCAAUUUUAAACCAUCGUAAUGUUGAGAAUGAAUGCCAGCUUGAAAAUCCUCAAUUAAUAGCAACAUCUACGGAAAAUUUUUUAACUGAAAUUGAUAUUAAAAUCAAUAAAUUUGAAGAACAAUUAAGUCAAUUUGAAUUUUUGGAAGAAAAACUUACAUUACAGCAAAAGAAAUUUGCUGAAUUUAAUGAAAAUCAAAUGAAAUUAUUAACGAAAAUCAAAGAUAAAUUAUUGAAAAAUGAAGAACAAUUUGUAAAAUAUCAAAGAGAGUUGCCGGAUAUAAAUAAUUUUUCGAAUAAAAUAAAUAAUCUAGCAAACUGGAGACACUGGGGACACCGACAUAUACCCAGACAAUAGGAAUCAUUUAAAUAAGUUGUUGGUUAUAUGAAAAUAAAAAUUGUAAAUAGUUAA
Lucilia sericata (common green bottle fly) is the source of this 883-nucleotide messenger RNA. RefSeq lists its product as uncharacterized. The transcript is spliced from 2 exons. Lineage: Eukaryota; Metazoa; Arthropoda; Insecta; Diptera; Calliphoridae. The record is from RefSeq and is a predicted model, not a curated record. The coding region runs from base 89 to 829 and encodes 246 amino acids.